Molecule: messenger RNA, 261 nt
Organism: Striga hermonthica
Lineage: Eukaryota; Viridiplantae; Streptophyta; Magnoliopsida; Lamiales; Orobanchaceae
Source: the annotation of a GenBank genome assembly
AUGGACUCAUUUUCAUCGCCAUCGAGUGCUUCAUCUCCACAAAUGUCACCUGAGUACUUGAUGAACCAGGUCAAAACCGAGCUUGCACAAGUUUAUGCAGAGGAGUUCCUCGAGACUGUAAGAGGCAAGUGCUUUGACAAGUGUAUAACAAAACCAGGUAAUAGCUUGAGUGGGAGUGAGUCUAGCUGCAUCUCCAGAUGUGUCGAGCGUUACAUUGAGGCCACUGGCAUUGUUGCUAAAGCUCUAUUUACCCAACGUUGA